This is a messenger RNA of Pseudopipra pipra, 2715 nucleotides long. It is a transcript of the gene AZIN2, whose product is annotated as antizyme inhibitor 2. Bases 610 to 1986 code for a protein of 458 amino acids. The record is from RefSeq and is a predicted model, not a curated record. Gene Ontology annotation, cellular component: cytoplasm. NCBI's taxonomy places the organism in Eukaryota, Metazoa, Chordata, Aves, Passeriformes, Pipridae. The transcript is spliced from 11 exons. Gene Ontology annotation, molecular function: catalytic activity.
AGUCUGUGGCAAAGCCAAGACCACGGUGUUGAAUACAGAAACCCAGGAUAAGUCUGUCCCUCUCACCUCCUCAUUGGGGGCAGCUACCCCUCCACACACAGAACACUGGCUCCUCAGCAGCACCAAGGAGGGACCUGCAAAUUAACAAGAAGAAAUUAAAAUAGUCCCUGCUCGGCCCUUGCUCUUUGUGGGAUGGAGCAGUGCAACCAUUUCCAAAUGCAGCAGAGACAGCACUGAUGGACCAGACGAAGCACCUCCAUUUAUGGCAGAGCUGGACCUGCUGCCAGGGAACCCACUGAAGCUGGCAGCACCUCAGCAAGGGCAGGAUCAGUCCCUGACAUCUUCCCAACUACCUCCUGCCCGCCCUGCCGGAGUCCCAGCCAAACAGGCACUGCAGGGAGCCUGGUUUCCCUGGCAGCAGCAUUUCAGAGGGCCCCCGGACCCCCAGCAACAGCCACACCUCAGGGUGCUGUGGGAACUCUGCAUUCCUUGGGCAGCACGUCUGAGCACCUGGGAGGGAGAACCGGGCCGUGUGUGUUGCUUUUUUAGAAUCUAUACGCUACUCAAGGAGGCUUUAAAUGAGCAUCAUCACACCCUGAACAUCCCACCAUGAACGGGUACCUGAAUGAAUCCAAUUUCCUGAUGGUGGAGGAGGGCUUCACCACCAGAGACCUGCUGGAGAACCUCCUCGGGGAGCUGUGCCAGGGGAGCGACCAGCAAGCCUUCUUCGUGGCAGACCUCGGGGACGUCGUGAAGAAGCACCUGCAUUUCCUGAAGGCCCUGCCCCGGGUGAAACCCUAUUUCCCAGUUAAAUGCAACAGCAGUGAAGGAGUGAUUCGGCUGCUGGCAGAGCUGGGGGCAGGCUUUGCCUGUGCCAACAAGGCUGAGAUCACACGGGUUCAAGGCAUUGGAGUCCCAGCUGACAGGAUCUUCUACAGCAGCCCCUGCAAGCAGGUUGCCCACAUCAGGUAUGCGGCCAAACACGGGGUGCAGCUGAUGACCUUCGACAACGAGGUGGAGCUGAGCAAGGUGGCCAGGAGCCACCCCCGUGCCAGGAUGUUGUUGGGGAUCACUGCUGACUCCAGCCCUUCUGCCCACCCGAGCAUGACAUUUGGGACCACGCUCAAAUCCUGCCGGCACCUGCUGGAGGCAGCGAAGGAGCAGGCUGUGGAGGUGGUUGGCAUCAGCUUCCACCUUGGGGGCCGUGGGCUGGAGCCCCAGGCCUUCGCUCAGGCCGUGGCUGCAGCACAGCUGGUGUUUGACAUGGGCACAGAGCUGGGCUACCAGAUGCACCUCCUGGACAUCGGCGGGGGCUUCCCCGGCACCGAGGACACCAGAGCCCAGUUUGAAGAGAUUGCUGCCGUGGUGAACUCUGCCUUGGACUUGUACUUCCCGGAUGGCUCCGGGGUGGAGAUUGUUGCCAGACCGGGGCGAUACUACGUCACCUCUGCCUUCACCUUUGCUGUCAGCAUCACUGCCCUGGAAGAGAUCCCCAUGGAGCAGCCUGGCUCUGACGAGGAGGAGUCCAGCAGCAGGAAGAGCCUCGUGUAUCACCUCAACGACGGCAUCUACGGCGCCUUCAGCUGCCUCCUGUUCGACAGCCCCUGCCCCAGGCCUCGGCUGCACAAGAGACCCUGCCCAGAGCACCCCUCCCACAGCAGCAGCCUCAGGGGCCCCCCUGGCCACGCCGAGGAUCGCAUCGCCGACGGGCUGGAGCUGCCCGAGCUGCACGUCGGGGACUGGCUGCUUUUUGGGAACAUGGGGGCCUACACCAUCCCAGCCUCAUCCCAGCUCGGGGGGUGUCCCCAGCCACACGUCACCUACGCCAUGUCCCGCAUGGCCUGGAAAGCCAUCCAGCUCUUCCAGGGAAAGCCCCUCCAGGCAGAAGAAGACCGUGAGAGCCUCUGCACGCCCCUGUCCUGCGGCUGGGAGAUGGCAGAGACCCUCUGUGUCCCCCCAGUCUUCGCUCCCACCGGCAUCAUCUGAGCAGGGACGGCACAGGGAGGGGAGGACCCAUGGUGGGGAAGGGCCCUGGGGUGGUACCGGGGUGGGGAAGGGUCCUGCAGCAGUACCAGGGUGGUGGGGAAGGUCCCAUGGCAGUACCAGGGGGAUAAAGGUCCCACAGCGGUACCUGGGGUGGGAAAGAUCCCACAGUGGGAAAGGUCCCACGGUGGGAAAGGUCCCAUUGUGGUACCAGGGUGGAUGAAGAUCCUGUGGCAGUACCCAGGGGUGGAAAAAUCCCCCAGUGGAAAAGGUGCCACAGUGGUACCAGUAGGGGAAAGGUCCCACAGUGGUACCGGGGGGUAAAAAGGUCCUGCAGUGGGAAAGGUCCCGUGGUGGUACCGGGGGGGGAUAAAGAUCCCAUGGCAGCACCUGACAGGGAAAAAUCCCCCAGUGGGAAAGGUCCCAAAGUGGUACCAGAGAGGGAAAUGUACUGGAUGUACUGGAGGAGGGAAAUGUCCCAUGGUGGUAUCAGGAGGGAAAAGGUCCUGCAGUAGGAAAGGUCCCAUGGUGGUACUGGUGGGGGAAAGGUCUCAUGGCUGUACUGGAGGAGGGAAAGGUCCCACAGUGGGAAAGGUCCCCUGGCAGCACCAGGGGGAAGGAGGUGCUCUCCUGCUGCUGGCACCACCCCGCUCCGCUCUCCCCAGGACUGCACUGGGAACUUCGAAGUAAAUCCUAUCCCAUGGAUCCUGUCCCAUAAAUCCUGCUCCUCCA